UGGAAAAAUUUGGUGUAUAAUUUUAUCAAUUAUGAAUUAAAAUUUUUUAUUAGUGCUGGCUUGACAUGAAAAGAAAUGCAAAAGAGAAGACAUCUAUUUGUGGUCAAAAAAUUCUUUGCCAUCUUAAACAUCAUCUUUCAGUUCUUUCUAAUGCUUUGAUUGUGAUUAGAAUAGCAUAUCUGUCAGCCAUUUUCACUUUCGUGUAGAGAUCUCACAUGCUCAACUCAAAGUGAGUAGGAACUCACAUGGUGAGAUGAUAAAGCAUGUGAGUUAUAACUCAAGACUACCAAUUUGAUGUCAGAGUGUGAGAUGGUACCAUGCGACACCUUUAACAUGUUGGGAAUUCUAACACAAAAAACUCGAGACUAAGGGCCCUGAUUGGUCUCGGUUCCUUGUCCUGUUUCCAAGUGAAAUUCAACACCAACUCAAGUCAUAGGAAAAUGUCAACGUCAACAUUUAAUUCAGUGCUGAAUUCUGAUACUAACUGGAUGGGGUUGAUCUUAGGACUUGCAUUGUUUAGCAGUUUCCAUCAUAGUCAAAUUUUCAGUUGUGGAGCUAUCUUAAACUUCCUGUUCGUAGGGAUUUCCCGUCACACAGAUUUGAAAGAGAGAUCAAAAUGUCAAAUCAAGGAUUUCCUGGCACUCAUACAACUACGACGACAACUGCUACAACAACCAAAGUUACUCCCGUGAUUCGAUUUGAUCACAGUUAUGUUCUCAAAUUGCCAGGAUGGUUAAAGUGUGGAGAGUGUCUGAUAAGUUUAUUAGGAUUCAUAUGCAGCCGUUCUUCACGAUAUAAUGAAUCUUCAUCGGCAAAUUGGUAUGGAUUUGUUUCAAUGACAGCAUUUUGGGUAACACUUAUCCUCUUAGUAAUGUAUCUAUUCCAUAUCAUUGAAAAGAUUCAUUUCAUUCCUUGGAUUCUGGGUGAAUUUGUAUAUUGUGCUAUUUGGACACUCUUUUACUGUAUAGCAGCUAUUGUUGUUGCUGCUAAAGCUUCUGGUGAUGAUGCAUAUGCUGCAGCUGCUGUAUUUGGAUUUAUUGCUAUGGUUAUAUAUGGAGUUGAUGCAUUUUUAAAAUAUAAAGCUUGGAGACGUGGUGAUAUAGCUCAGGGUGAAAGAGUUGUUUCUACAACUACUACUACACAGACUGCAUAUUAAAAAAA
This is a messenger RNA of Centruroides sculpturatus (bark scorpion), 1161 nucleotides long. RefSeq names its product plasmolipin-like. The record is from RefSeq and is a predicted model, not a curated record. NCBI's taxonomy places the organism in Eukaryota, Metazoa, Arthropoda, Arachnida, Scorpiones, Buthidae. The transcript is spliced from 6 exons. Gene Ontology annotation, cellular component: membrane. Bases 617 to 1156 code for a protein of 179 amino acids.